Molecule: messenger RNA, 3434 nt
Organism: Amphiprion ocellaris (clown anemonefish)
Lineage: Eukaryota; Metazoa; Chordata; Actinopteri; Pomacentridae
Gene: esrp1
Product: epithelial splicing regulatory protein 1
Exons: 16
Coding region: 204-2561 (785 amino acids)
Cellular component (GO): ribonucleoprotein complex
Molecular function (GO): RNA binding
Source: RefSeq, a predicted model, not a curated record
UAUUCCGAGAUGGUGACUGGGGGAGGCUUCACGUAGACGACGAAAAUCCGCCCGCACGCGACGACAAAAACUCGGAUUUACGGAGCUCACCUUCGAGCUCAGGUGUCCCGGUGAAGGUGUUUCCUACCUGCGGCCCCUCCCGCCUCGUGUCUCCCGCCGCUGUCCGGUAGUUGUGUGCGGUCCGCGCGGCUCUCGGUGCUCGGAUGACGGCGCAGGUAGAUUACCUGGCGGUGCUGCUCGCCGCCACAUCUGGCGCGAGCGGAGAGCUGCUGGGCUCCGACGAGAAGGAGCUCGUGCGCCUGGUGUGGCAGCUCGUGGACGUGAAGAACAAAAAGUUGGGCAAGCUGAAUGAGCUCCUCAUUAAGCCUGACCUCGCAGACCUGACGGAGGAGAAGGAGGAGGAGGAGGAGGAUGAUGUGGUGGAGGAACACGAGGAAGAGGAGAACAGAUCCGGAGCUGACAGCGUCUCCACGACGACGAGUGUUGACACAGCUUUGAACCUGUUUCAUCUACACCUGACAAACGAGGUGAACAGCGCGGGCGCAGGCACGUCGGUGUGUUUGUGUACCGACGGGCAACUUCACAUCCGCCAAGUGAUUCACCCCGAAGCCGCGAGCAAGAACAUCCUGGUCCCAGACUGUUUCUACUCUUUCUUCGACCUUCGGAAGGAGUUCAAGAAACACUUCACCACUUCUGACCUCAAGGUUCUGAAUGCACUCGUCAUGGCAGAGUCUCUCAGUUUACCUGUCGACGGGUCCAACAUGUGGGAUCCUUCGGCCUCGGAGGAUCCAUCGGCCGUGUUGCCUGCAGAAGCUGCCGUGCAGCAGGUCCAGCUUAUGGCCAGCAUUGUCCUCGCGCUGCUUUCUGAUCCAUUCAACCACACGUUUUCCAACCCGGAGAGAGUCAGCGAGAAGUUCGAGAGCGGCACUUGCAGUAAGAUGGAGAAAGUGUGCGACAACACUGUGAUUAGAGCCAGAGGGUUGCCGUGGCAGUCGUCUGACCAGGACAUCGCUCGCUUCUUCAGAGGCCUCAACAUCGCCAAAGGAGGAGCUGCGUUGUGUCUCAAUGCUCAGGGGAGAAGAAACGGUGAAGCUCUCGUUCGUUUUGUCAGUGAAGAACACCGAGACUUGGCGCUGCAGAGACACAAACACCAUAUGGGCAACAGAUACAUAGAGGUUUAUAAAGCAACAGGAGAGGAUUUCCUCAAGAUAGCAGGAGGUACCUCCAAUGAGGUUGCCAUGUUUCUGUCCCGUGAGGAUCAGAUCAUCGUGAGGAUGCGAGGCCUCCCUUUCACCGCCACACCUGAGCAGGUCCUCGCCUUCUUCUGUCCGGGGGACGGCGUUAAAGAGAUGUGUCCGGUCAGCGGCGGGAAAGACGGAAUUCUGUUUGUCCGCUACCCGGACGGGCGACCCACCGGCGACGCUUUCGUUUUAUUUGCCUGCGAGGAGCAUGCUCAGUGCGCUCUGAAGAAACACAAGGAGAUCCUGGGGAAGAGAUAUAUCGAGCUGUUUAAAAGCACCGCAGCAGAAGUACAACAGGUGCUGAACCGGUACUCGUCGGCCCCUCUGAUCCCCAUUGCCCCUGCCCCCCUGGUGUCCAUGCUGCCCACCAUGUCUCUCCUGCCCCCUCCUGGCAGUGUCAGGGACUGCCUGAGGCUCCGUGGACUGCCUUACACAGCGAGCAUCGAGGACAUCCUCACCUUCCUGGGCGAGUUUACACACGAUAUCAGACCGCAUGGUGUGCACAUGGUCCUCAACCAGCAGGGGCGUCCAUCAGGCGACUGCUUCAUCCAGAUGACCUCGGCCGAGCGGGCGCUUCAGGCCUCUCAGCGGCUGCACAAACACAUGAUGUCCAGCCAGCGAAGCGCCAACAGCCGCUACGUGGAGGUGUUUCCCUGCAGCGCCGAGGAGAUGGGCCUGGUUCUGAUGGGGGGCUCGCUGUCACACACGCACACACACACACACACCCGGAGCAGGAGUGGGACAGGGCUCAGCCCGCCGCCAUGUAAGUCCAGACGUUUAUCUCCACCGUCCUACUCCUUCACCCCUGCUCCAGCCGUCCUGCCCACCGAGGCUGCUGCUCUUUACCCUCCCAUUGGACAGAUGUUACUGACCCCCCGCCCCCUGCCUCCAGGUCACGCCUACUACCCCGCCUCCGCCCAGCUAUACAUGAACUACACAGCGUACUACCCCAGCCCACCUGGCUCGCCCACCACCUUAGGUUUCUUCCCUUCCCCCUCCUCGCUGUCUUCCCCGGGCGGUUUGGUGCGAAUGCCCGGUCUGACCUACAACGGUAACGGAGUCAAGGACCUCAUUAGCGCCAUGCAGGGAUACCAGUACGCUCCCGAGGAUGCCCUCAUGCACGCCCACGGGCCCGUGCACGCUCACGACCCGGCCAGGACAUUGCUUACGCAGCCCAAAGAAUGGGGUCCGGCCGAGUCCGUUUCUCUCCUGAGCAGCAGUCUGAUCGGUCAGUCCAGCGGAGGAGAAGCUCCUCUCAUGUCCCUCCCAGCUCUCGUCACCAAACCUGGGGCUCAAUACCUGGACCUGACCCUGCUGUAGGGUCCCACACAUCCACACAGGACACACAGACCUGUUAGUUUUUUUUACAAAUAGUCUUUUAGAUGUGUUAUUUAUAUCUUUAGCAACAGAAAUUAAUGUAUUUUAUACCAAAUUCCUCAUGGCCUUAGCCAAAAUAUAAUAGCAGUUUUGUGUUAUAUUGCACAGAGUGUAUUUUAAAAGCUUUAUAGAGAUUUUUUUUUAAACAUGUUAUGAACCAUUAUGAUAUAUUUGCUAGCCAAACUAGAGAAGAACGCCCUUGUAGCAACUGAGCUAAAAUUCUUUUCUUUAAGCUUUUCUGUGAAGAGUGAAAGUGAGCGUGAAAGAUUUGAUGAGCUUUUCUGUUGAUGCAUCUUAUUGUGUUUAUAUACAUUUGAUACACAGUGAUUGUAUUGGAAGCUUUAGUGCAUGAAGAAGUUAGUAGUGAAACUCUGAGAUGUUUACAGAAUGCCAAAUGUCAAUGCACUGCUAAUCAAUAAGACGACUACUGAAUAUUAUAGCAGUAUCUUUGGAUGUUAAAUGUAUGUUACACCCUCUUUCCUUCCUUAUUCGCCCUGAGUGGGUGUUUCCAUUGUUGUGUUACGCCAAGUUCUUAACCAUCACUUACUCGCUGGGUGAAUCUCAGGAGUUAGAGGUGGUUUUUCUGCAUAUUUUACAUCAGAUUUCACAGUUUUUUUGUCUUCUUUUCACCACAUCAAAGAAUACAACCGAACAAACAGGUUUCUCCGCAGAAAUCUGUUCAUUUAUGUGUAGAUUUUAUGCAAAGCUGAAAAAGGAAAAUCAAAUCACCAUUUGUGCCUGCAAACUUGCUGUCCUGUAGUAACGGGACGUCCUGCUGCAUACAAAAGACCCGCAAUAAAGAGAACAUGUGAAGUU